AUGCACAUUAUCCAGGAAUUUCUUGCCAAAAUUCUCUCACUACUUGCUGAGCCAAUUCCAUUGGUGGAGGGCCAAUGGCUCAAUAUCACAUUUGAUGUGCCAAUUUUAGUGGAUAUAAAUGCUCCAUUGACGCCAACACUACAGUUUAUUUAUGCAUCUGAAAGUAUUUUGAUUUGUGUUGGAAUGUUUCUAAUGGUUUAUUUCAAUUAUUUUGUGAAAAGUUUCCAAAUUGUACAUUUGAAUUUACAAUAUCUAUUUUUGCUCUUCACGACUUUAUAUAUUUUUGGAAGUCUGGCCAGAUUCUACAUGAUUUUGGUUCAAUUAAAGUUUGUCACAGAUCUCGACACGCCGUAUCUCCUCGUAGCGGGAAUAUUGAGAAUGGAACAUUAUGGAGUUAGUUUAAGUGCAAUUUUAGUAGUAACUAUUGAACGAGCAUUUGCAACUUAUUAUGUGGUCGAUUAUGAAACGAAGCACAGAUGUUGGGUUGCUGCAUUUUGUGCUUUGGUCAGCCUAACCUAUACUCAAUGUUUUGUGAUUCCCAUUUGUUUCUUUGAAGCUUCUUUGUUGUAUAUUAUUCUAUUCGCAUCACUAUGGGCAGUUUUCUCAAACAUUGUUUUAAUGUGCCUUUACUAUUAUAAUGUACAAGAAUCCAAGAGAUUAUCAUGGAAAGCUGAGAAUCUUCGGAAAAUGAAAAAUGUAAAUUAUACAUUGAGCAAGAAGUUUCAAGUUGAAGAAAAUGUGAAAAUUAUUAAAUAUCUGCAAGUUAUGAGCUCCAUGUUGGUUUUUCUCAUAUUUUUUGUUAUUAUAUUUAUUGUAGUUCCUAGAGUAUAUCUGGGUUCAAAAACAUAUUCGGGUCAAGUUAUGAUUUCACUUUUUGAUAUUAAUUUGGCACUUGGUGCAAUUCUAAUUCCUUCCGUUUGCGUUUUACAUUUACGGAAAACUAGAGAUAUGCCAUUUUCUGGGAAAAUCCAUUGUUUGAAUAAGAGACGCGAUGACCGUCAGGUGAACCCGAUUACUGUAUUUGAAGACGUUACAAAAUCAUAUUUCGAUCAAUUUCAAACAUCUUGGCGAUGA
Molecule: messenger RNA, 1074 nt
Organism: Caenorhabditis elegans
Lineage: Eukaryota; Metazoa; Nematoda; Chromadorea; Rhabditida; Rhabditidae
Gene: R05F9.7
Product: Serpentine Receptor, class E (Epsilon)
Exons: 5
Coding region: 1-1074 (357 amino acids)
Biological process (GO): sensory perception of chemical stimulus
Cellular component (GO): membrane
Source: RefSeq, marked reviewed